GCAGAGCGGGCUUCGCUGUAUAGCGGAAGUAUCACUGCUGCUUCAAGAUGAUCCUGCUGCUCGGUCUGCUUUCUGUCCUCUGGGGAGAACCGGGUCUGUGUCUGGAGCAGGAUGGAGGCUUCACCUCUGAUGGAGACAUCCGCCAGAUCGCCGUGACCUCCAACUCGGUUUACAUCGCCACAGAGGAGAGGCUGUACCAGCUGAGCCACGACCUGACUCUGAUCAACAGUCUGACCCAGAGAGGAAUCUUAAAGACCGGGAACCAACCGGAUGAUGUGCAGUUUUACAGGGUUUCUGAGACGGCUGCGUGGAACUCAACUUUCAGCAUCAACGUAUUGUUGCCUUUUACAAAGAGCGACUCUCUGAUCAGCUGCGGUGUGACUGACGAUGACUGCGGUUACUGUGAAGUUCUGGACCUGAAGAACAUCUCCAACCUUCUGUACAGGGAACACGUCCAGGUGGGACCUCUGAAGCGCAGCGCGUCUGUCAGCUUUCUGGUGGAUGUGAAGAAGGAAACUCAGACUGACACUUACAUUCUGACCGCGAUACAACAAAACAAAGAGCAGCCUGAAAACAGCGGGUGCGGCAUUAAUGCCCAAACUAUCAACCUUCAUGACACAGAUAACAAACAGGGCGGAGGGAUAUUUUCUCUAAUUGAUGGAGCUUCAGGCACUCCUGCAAUAAAAAGUAAAGGCGAUGUGGAGUUUGUUGAUGGAUUUCAGAUCAAUUCAACCAUCUAUCUGUUCUCCAACGCGCUCUCAGGUCAAACAAACAGAGUCCGUCUCAUUUGGCUUCAAGGCGAUAAAAGCAAAACUGAUGCACUGAAGUCGCUGCGGGGCGCGACUCUCAGCACCUCUGACGGUGAGAGCAGCAGACUCGUGGCCUCCUCGGUCAUCCCGGGGAAGCAGCCGGUGCUUUGGAGCGGCGUGUUCAGUGUGGAUGGAGGAGACACCAACACCGAGCUGAUAGUGUUUGACAUCAGCGCUGAUUCCAGCAGAGAGACCGAUAAAGAUCCAGACUUCUACACCUCUGCGCUAUCGAGUGUGACGCCAAAGAUCCUGAAACCGAAGGCAGUGCUCUUCAGGCAGCGCUCCAUGACCUCCGUGCUGGCGGUGAGGCAGAGAGGCUGGAUGGUUUUCUUCAUUGGGACGGGAGACGGGCAGCUCAUCAAGCUUGCUGUGGACAAGAACUAUCACGCUGCCUGUCCCACGGUGCUCUACGGGACCAACGAUGACCGCAAAGUGUUUCCCAAACUGCAUCUGGAUCCAGUGGAUCAUAAACAUGUGUAUGUGCCAUUUAGAAACCAGAUGAAGCGAGUUCGUGUGUCAAAGUGCAGCACCUACACAAACGUGCAGGAGUGUUGGUCUGCACAGGAUCCAUACUGUGUGUGGUGCAGCUCUAAAAGAAGCUGCACGUUUGAAGGCGACUGCACGGAUUCAGACUGGCUGUCCAUUCCUGAUGAUUCCCAACACAAAAUGAUUUCCCACAAAGUUGAAAAGGACACAAAUGGACAGAUCUCAUUAAAGAUCCACGCACACCUGACUGUGGGCCAGAGCGCAGCAUCUAACUUCGCCUGUCAAUUCUCUGCAACUUCCAGACAGCUUUGUAGACAGAAUAACCCUCGUCCACUAUUCCCACAAUGCACCUGCAUCCUGUCUGAUGGACCGCUUCCUCGUGAUGGCCUGUAUGUUACAGUAAAAUUUAGACUUGGGACAACGCCACUGUCAGAACGACUGAAGUUAGCCAACUGCUCUGACAUCAGUGGACCGCCGAGUUCUGACUUGUGUCAGCAGUGUAUCAAGGCUGGCUGUGGAUGGAGCAAAAACAGCUGUUCCUGGGCUAACGACGGAGUCACUGAUGACCAAGUCUGCCAAAAGCUGAAGUCUGCCUCAAACUUCUCUAUCCCAGAGAUCUCCUCCAUCACUCCCAGUGUGGUGUCUCUGUACGGCAGAAACCACGCAGAGCUAUCAGGUCGUAACCUCAGUGAUGUGACGGGGGUGAAGAUCUACGUGCACACGGACUGUAUGCAAAAAAUAGCUCCCGUUUGGAACAACACUGGUGUCAGUGUGAAGUUCCACAUUCCCAGUUCGGAUAUCAAAGGCGUGGCCAACGUAUGCGCUCUCCUCCCAGACGGUAGUUGCCACAGUGAAGCUAAAAUCACUUACAGCUCAGCACCAUCCUGCAGCAGCGUUUCUCCGAGCAGCAGCUGGAUCAGUGGGAAGAGGAGGAUCACACUCACGGGGUCCCACCUGGAGCUUGUUAAGGGGGUCGUGCAGAGCCACGCCAUGCAGGACGUCAGACUUCCCAGAAACAGCAGCGAUCAGACUCUCACCUAUGACACACCUGCAGCUGGAAAGAUUUCCAGCAGCGCUGUGUUUCUGAAAGUAGCCAAUCAAACCUGGGCCUGCCCCACAAACAUCUCCUACUAUCCAGACCCUGAGUUCACCGGCUUCGCGGCAACGACGACAGGACGCAGUGUCCGCGUUACCUUACUGAAAAAGGCCGACAAACUGGGGAUGACAAUAGAGGACUUAUCAGUGCGGGGCGUUCAGAGCUCAAAGGAGUACUACUGCAUCAUGGACAGCAAAGAAAGCAGUAAAGAGACGGACUUUUUCACCUGCCUGAUUCGAAACCUACGCAAUCCUGAACUUGACCAUUUAUUGAUAAAUUAUGGUGACAAGACAGUCAGCCUCAGCAAUUCUUCAUCAAUCCGGGCCCUUCUGAUAGUGAUUUUCCUGCUGAUAAUCUUAGUCAUGGCCGUGUUCCUGGUUAUCUAUCUGUGGCGAAAGAGACGCAGAAUAUAGAUGAAUGGACUCUGACCACUGAUGCCCUUUCCUGUAUUUAAGCACUGAUGCUAAGUUUUGUAUUCAGGUUUUAAUGUAUUUGAAGUCUUUAUGUUUUUUAACCCUUCAAAAUCUGACUCUUGCUACUUCGGGGAGCUCAUUUCUGUGCUGUUUAAAGGCCCAGUGUGUAUAGUCUCACCACUAGGUGUCAGUAGAUUGCAAAUUGCAAGUCAACUGAAUUCUGUUUUCUUACCCCUCCCAAUAAAUGGAGGCUGGGAGGCUUUGUGAAAAGAGUCUGGCACAGGUCGAUGAAUCAGUGAAGUUCCCUUUUGUCCCAUGACAGUCAUACUGAGUUGUUGAGGAUUUCCAGGACUUUUCUGUCAGUAAGUGCUGCUGUUUUUGCAGCUGUUAGCAGCCUGUGUUAGUGAAGCUUUCUUUGAAGUGGAUCUAAUGCUGUUAGACUUGGACACUUAGUGAAUGAACGCUCAUACAAUGUGAGAAUGUAAUCAAACUGUUUAUCAGAGGGAAAGUGUGAUAACUCAAGCCUAACAUUAACUGGCAUUAUGUUAGCUUAUAACCAGCUGCUGUUGUUGUUUUUCCAGCUCUUUUUCAGCUGUUUGGAGAUGGGGAGGCUCGCAUGUGUAACCUGCUGACAAUAAGUAAUUGUGUCAAUAUUGGGAAUAAAUAAGCAGGUUUUUGUGUGUUAGCGCCUUGACUUCAGUUCAGGAGAUGAGGCUUGAGGUGAGGAGGAAGGGGAUGAGGUGGAAAUGAGGGAGGAGAAAUACAUAAUGAGUGAUGAUUGAAAUGUACAUGCAUAAAUGUUAAACGGUCAUAUAUAUAGUUUGAAAAAUGCAUUUGUGAUCUUUAAAUUAAAAGUAACUCCUCAUAAGGCGUAGUACAGUAUGUAUGUGGCCGGUCUCUAGCCACUAAUCAGUGUAUGAGUACAGCAUUGUUUUCUUUCUUUUAAACAACCUCAUAAAAAGUUCCUUUAACUCAGGCAUAGUUUUGGAAGGCACAGAGUUUGGAUUCAUGUACGAGGCCACUGAGCAUGCUCUUUAUGUUUUAAUAUAUUUUUUAUAUUUUCAAAUUUGCUUCCAUCUUUUGAUUGACAGCUCCAGGCACUUGCUGCAACAACCAGUGAGAUACCUUUUGUUGGUGUUUUUAUGCUUUCCUGUUGUUGUAUGUAUUUAUUAUUUUCAAAUAUUUUAUACUUUACACCAUAUUUGGGAGGGGACAAAUAAAGGCUUUUCCUACAGUGUUGAAUUAUUUUGUUAA
This is a messenger RNA of Archocentrus centrarchus (flier cichlid), 4058 nucleotides long. RefSeq names its product plexin-C1-like. The transcript has 16 exons. Bases 48 to 2804 code for a protein of 918 amino acids. Lineage: Eukaryota; Metazoa; Chordata; Actinopteri; Cichliformes; Cichlidae. The record is from RefSeq and is a predicted model, not a curated record. Gene Ontology annotation, molecular function: semaphorin receptor activity; protein binding. Gene Ontology annotation, biological process: regulation of GTPase activity; negative regulation of cell adhesion; semaphorin-plexin signaling pathway. Gene Ontology annotation, cellular component: semaphorin receptor complex; plasma membrane.